AUGCAAGGCAAUGACAGACAUGGUGGUAAGAGGUGGAGCAAUAAGGGAGGAGCACAGGUCAUCAUGGAAUAUAAAUACUUGUUCUGGAUCACCUCUGUUCACUGUGCAAAAAUGGCUUGGAGUGACGCCCUGAUGAUUAUUGGCGGAUUCACAUUAAUUUUCUACUCGAUAAAAGCAGCAUGGAAAUGUUACCAAGGAUUCAAAGAGUUUAUUUUAUCUGAGUUUUGGCAAGUGGAUUUAAGGACUUAUGGGCAAUGGGCAGUUGUCACAGGAGCUACAUCUGGCAUUGGUAAAGCGUACGCCAUGGAGCUGGCACAAAGAGGCCUGGAUAUUGUUUUAGUGAGCAGAUGUGAUGUGAAGCUUCGACAGGUGGCCAAAGAGAUCGAGAGUCAGCAUGGUCGAAAGACUCGCAUCAUCCGAGUGGACUUCACACACGGCCAUAAUAUUUACCCUUAUAUAGCCACGCAACUACAAGGCCUGGAGAUUGGAAUUUUGGUUAACAAUGUGGCGAUGCCCUACUCAGACGAUUUUGCCCCAUUCCUUGAAAUUCCAGAUGCUGAACAGAAAAUCACAGAGAUUCUCGACUGUAAUGCGCUAUCUGUUGCUCAAACAACAAGAUUAGUUCUGCCAGGAAUGCUUGAACGAAGGACAGGUUUGAUCGUCAAUAUCUCCUCGCAAAUGGGAAUCCGUCCACAGCCUCUGCUGGCCCUUUAUUCUGCCACCAAAGCAUUUGUGAUGUAUUUCUCACAAUGUCUGCAUGCUGAGUACAAGGCAGAGGGGAUCACGGUCCAGUGUGUCGUACCCUUCCUGGUUUCCACCAACAUGAACAAAAUGAAAAGCAGCAGCUGCGUGAAGAGCGCUGCAGCCUUCGCCCGAGAGGCCUUGAACACAGUGGGCUACUCCAACUAUACCAGCGGCUGUCUGUUGCACGCACUGCAGAGCUUUGCUAUUGCCGUACUCAUGCCCGACCGUCUGCGUAUGUCCUCGUUCCUAGUGGCGAAACUGGUCCGCGCAGCACACCAAAGAAAAGUCCAAAGAGGAGUGCGCAGGGGCAUUCACACAUAUUCGUAAAGAAGAAACAAUUGGCCAUUGGAUAGUGUGUUUAGAAGAAUAGAGAAACGACUCCUUAUUUUUAAUGAAGAAAAAACACAAACCAAAUACAGAUUUGUUCCCUUGUUUGAA
Messenger RNA from Syngnathus typhle (broad-nosed pipefish), 1182 nucleotides. It is a transcript of the gene hsd20b2, whose product is annotated as hydroxysteroid (20-beta) dehydrogenase 2. The record is from RefSeq and is a predicted model, not a curated record. Gene Ontology annotation, molecular function: oxidoreductase activity. The transcript is spliced from 11 exons. Bases 1 to 1071 code for a protein of 356 amino acids. Gene Ontology annotation, cellular component: endoplasmic reticulum. Lineage: Eukaryota; Metazoa; Chordata; Actinopteri; Syngnathiformes; Syngnathidae.